Messenger RNA from Naumovozyma castellii, 1584 nucleotides. It is a transcript of the gene MCX1, whose product is annotated as Mcx1p. The coding region runs from base 1 to 1584 and encodes 527 amino acids. The record is from RefSeq and is a predicted model, not a curated record. The transcript has a single exon. NCBI's taxonomy places the organism in Eukaryota, Fungi, Ascomycota, Saccharomycetes, Saccharomycetales, Saccharomycetaceae.
AUGCUGGCUAAAUAUUCCCUGAGGGGAGUUGUUAGAAGUUAUAGUAGUAUUGGUGCUGCUGCUUCUCAGAAGCUGGCUCAGACGCGGUCUGCUAAAGUGCCAUCUCCAAAGACGCUGAAGAAUUUCCUGGAUGAGUAUAUUAUCGGUCAAGAUACUGGUAAGAAAGUGUUAAGUGUUGCAGUUUAUAACCAUUACUUGCGAAUUAACGAUAAACAGAGAAAAUUGGAAUUGGUGAGGCAAAAGGAAAUCAUCGAGGAAGGUUUAAAAAAGGAAAGGCAAUUGAAAGAAGAGCAGCAGGCAGAACUAGAUAAAUUUGAUGCUGAUAUAAUCGAUGAUUCUGAACCUGUGUUUAAUGGGACUAGUGAGGCCCAGGCAGGAUUGAAGAAUCUGAGAAGACAAUUUAAUCAGAAUGAUAGUUCAUUAUUGAGUGAGGAAGUAAACGAUGACGAUUUAGAAUUGAGCAAAAGUAAUGUAUUAGUCGUUGGUCCAUCUGGUUCCGGUAAGACUCUACUGGCCACUACUUUGGCAAGGGUCCUAGAUGUUCCUAUUUCCAUCACGGAUUGUACACAGUUGACUCAAGCUGGUUACAUUGGUGAAGAUGUUGAAGUCUGCAUUGAAAGACUGCUUGUUAGUGCUGAUUACGAUGUUGCAAAGGCUGAAAAAGGUAUUAUCGUUCUUGAUGAGAUUGAUAAGCUGGCUAAACCUGCAGCAAGUAUUGGUACCAAGGAUGUCUCAGGUGAAGGUGUCCAACAAUCGCUACUAAAGAUCAUAGAAGGUCAUAAAGUCGAAAUUACUGUCAAGCGUCCCGUAAAGGAGGAUUCUGAUGACAAAAAUAACAAGUCAACGACCAAGAAGGAUGAAACUUUUGUAGUGGAUACCUCCAAUAUUUUAUUCAUGAUUAUGGGUGCCUUCGUUGGUCUAGAUAAACAUAUUGUCAAGAGAAUCAAUAAAUUGAAGAAUAUUGAGCCCGAAUCAGAGAAGGAUGACCAACAAAAUAUAAGAUUCAGUAAUACAAUAGAAGAAGUUGAGUUGGAUAAUGGGAAGAAAGUUCCAGCUCUCAAUUUAACCACUCCUACAGAUCUCGUGAGUUUUGGUUUAAUUCCUGAAUUAAUAGGAAGAGUGCCAAUUGUUACCGCGUUACAGCCAUUACAAAGAGAAGAUUUAUUCCAUAUCUUGAAAGAACCCAAGAAUGCCUUAGUGGAUCAAUAUGAAUAUAUUUUUAAACAGUUUGGAGUUAGACUAUGCAUUACGGAGAAAGCCUUGAAAAAAGUUGCUCAAUUUGCCUUAAAGGAGGGAACAGGAGCAAGAGGAUUGAGAGGUAUUAUGGAAAGAAUUCUUUUGAACGUCAAUUACGAAUGUCCCGAAUCUGGGAUCUCAUAUGUUCUUAUUAAUGAAAAAACAGUUGAUUCAUUGCAGCAAACAGAAUACUCUUUGGCAACUCAUGUUGAAGCCAAAUAUUAUUCUCGGGGCCAAAGAGAUGAAUUAAUACGUGAUGUCUAUGAAGAGGAUAAGACAUUAGGAGCUGUACUAGAUAAGCAAUUUGGUAGAACUCCUGCAUUAAGGAAGGCUGAAUAUUCAAAAUAA